CGCCCUCCUUUCGUUCCUCAAAGCGCCGAGCAGGAGCUCAUCGGCCCGUUGUUCCUCGACGCUAAUGUUGCCGUUCCUGCUUCCAUCAACAGAUUCCUGCGCGACUACCAGCGUCGAGGCAUCGAAUUUUUGUACUGCGCCUACAAGGAGGGCCGUGGCGCCAUAUUGGCCGACGACAUGGGUUUGGGAAAGACCGUACAGGUGGCAGCGUUUCUGGCGGCCAUCAUGGGCAAGGAGGGAGGAAGCCGGGACACUCGCCGUCGGGCUGAGGCCAUCCAAACUGGUCGGCUCGAUCGAAGGGGUAAAGCAGACUCAAUUUGGCCGACAUGUUUGAUACUAGUACCCAAGAGCCUCACAGGCAACUGGAUCAGUGAGCUCAACACCUGGGGCUGUUUCGAGCAUGAACGCUUUGGAUCAGGCAGCGAACAUCAAGACACUCUCUAUCGAUUUCAGCGAGGCUAUUUCGACAUCGUGCUGUGCUCACACGAGUACGCCACGCGUCACAUCCUCGAGUUGAAGGAUCUCCCCUGGAGCUGCGUCUUUGCAGACGAGGCCCAUAAAUUCAAGAACCCCGCAACGCAGAUGACCAAGGCUAUGAACCUCUUCGAGUGCAAGAGGCGAUUCGCGAUGACGGGAACGGUCAUACAGAAUAGGAGCGAGGAGAUGUGGACGUUGCUUGAUUGGACGAAUCCGGGCACGUUCGCCGAUCUCAACACCUGGCAGCUCUUGAUCUCUAUUCCCCUCCGCCUCGGCCAGCGCAGCACCGCCUCUCGCCGCGAGCUCGAUACAACUCGGACCGUCGCUCAUGCCCUCACCAAGAAGCUUCUCCCACCCUAUAUGCUCCGCCGUACCAAGGCACUGGUUGCCAAAGACCUCCCAACCAAGCACGAGAAGAUCGUCUUCUGCCCCCUCUCCCCGACCCAAUUCGACGCCUACCGUCGUCUCCUUGCUCUCCCUGAAGUGGAAGCAAUGAGGGAAGCGGACAAGCCCUGCCCCUGCGGCGCCAAGGACGAUGAAGGGCUCCCCUUCAAACUCAAAAACUGCUGCGAUCAAACUGCAGAUACCGAGCAAUUCUUCAGAACCCUCUACCUCCUCCUGUGUCUCGCAAAUCACUCUGCGCUCUUCUUCCCCACCCCCGCCGACGCCAACUCACCCAAACUAGAGAUCAGGGCCCGCCACGCGCAGCAGAAAGUGUACUGCCACCUGCUGUGGCCGGAGGAUUGGCGAAGGAAGGAGUGCAAUGAUCGCACUGGGCUGGAUGAGCGACUGUGCGGGAAGUGGCUGGCCCUGCGCGAGCUGCUCAAAGAAUGGAAGGCCAAAGGCGACAAGGUUCUCAUCUUCUCGCGCAGUCUCCGUCUCCUUGGGUGGAUCGAGAGCUGGAUCUCCAGGUCGGAUUACAAGUGGCUGCGCUUGGACGGCUCUACGCAUCCCUCCAUGCGUCAAGGCCUCGUCGAGCAGUUCAACAAGGAUCCCUCAAUCUUUUGCUUCCUCAUUUCGACGUCGGCCGGAGGAGUGGGCUUGAACCUGACGGGAGCCAACAAAGUCGUGGUCGUCGACCCGAACUGGUCACCGGCAAUGGACGCUCAAGCCGUCGAUCGCGCCUAUCGCAUUGGGCAGACCAGGCCGGUCACAGUGUUCAGACUGAUUGGGGCAGGGACGAUUGAGGAGCUGGUGUAUGGGCGUCAGGUCUACAAGACUCAGGCGGCUUAUCAGGCCGGGGGUGGCAAGAAUGUCGCAACAGGAGGGCGCCGCUACUUCGAGGGCGUCGAGAUGAACAAGAAGUACACUGGCGAACUAUUUGGAAUUGGCAACUUGCUCUCCUACCAGGAAGAGAGCAUCUCGCGAAAGCUCGUCGCCGUAGAG
Messenger RNA from Jaminaea rosea, 1863 nucleotides. RefSeq lists its product as hypothetical. Gene Ontology annotation, molecular function: ATP binding; ATP-dependent chromatin remodeler activity. NCBI's taxonomy places the organism in Eukaryota, Fungi, Basidiomycota, Exobasidiomycetes, Microstromatales. The transcript has 3 exons. The annotation marks the transcript as partial. The record is from RefSeq and is a predicted model, not a curated record.